AUGGAGUUAUAUUCGGGAGAUGCGUAUUUAUCAAUCAAAAGUGAUCUGCUUGGUUCCGACGAAGAAGAAGAAAAAUAUAAAUCGGAGUCGGGAACGCAGACUCAAAAAUGUUUAAGUAAUAAAGGAAAACUAUCAUCCAAUAGUAUAAUGAAAGCGUCUAUCAGCAGCGGUUUGAAACAAAUAAUACCGACUAACAAACCGAAAAGAAGACGAGUUAAAUUAAUGAACUGGAAAAGAUAUCAUAAGUUAAAUGUAAUUUAUUCUUUUCUGGACGAACUUGAGAGAGACUAUCCGGCGAUAUGUACAGUGUCUGUAAUUGGAAAAUCGGUUGAAGGAAGAGAUAUUAAGAUGUUAAAAAUAUCGAACAGUGACGCCAGUAACGCUGCUGUCUGGUUAGAUGCAUCAAUACAUUCAAGAGAAUGGAUCAGCACAGCUGUUGUUACCUACUUAGCUGAAUUCAUCGCUAAGAAUUUUCAGAAACACCCCAAUUCGAUUACUAAUAAAGACUGGCACAUUGUACCGGUAUUAAAUCCAGAUGGCUAUGUGUUCUCACAUACUAAAGAUCGUAUGUGGAGAAAGAAUAGAGCGCAUCACGAGGGAGAGCGCGUGGGAGUCGAUCUUAAUAGGAAUUUUAGCUAUGGGUGGGGCAAUAAUGGCGACCAAGGUUCGUCAGGAGAGCCAACUAACGUGUUCUAUAGAGGUCCUGCGCCGUUUUCUGAACCGGAGACAGCAGCAGUACGGGACACGAUCCUCGGGUCAGCGUCGCCAUUCAAAGUAUUCCUGUCGUUCCACAGUUACUUUGAACUGAUAAUUUUCCCUUGGGGAUACAAAUGUGAGCCGUGUCCUGACUACUUACACUUAAUGGAGGCCGGCACGGUCAUGGCAAGGGCAAUAUAUGAAUGUACUGGUAUGAUCUACAAGGUUGGAAGCACGAAGGACCUUACCUACUUUGCAUGCGGUACAAGCACAGACUGGAGUUAUGCUAUAGCAAAAAUACCAUAUUCCUUCAUGAUUGAGCUACGUAGCAAAAAAUAUAGAUUCCGGCUCCCGAAGGACCAAAUUAGUGAAACGUGUAUAGAAAUCUCACACGCUGUAACCAGUUUAAUGGAUUUCAUAGAUAACACCAAAUUUAAAUUUAAAUCAAAAAAAUAA
Pieris macdunnoughi is the source of this 1152-nucleotide messenger RNA. The record is from the annotation of a GenBank genome assembly. NCBI's taxonomy places the organism in Eukaryota, Metazoa, Arthropoda, Insecta, Lepidoptera, Pieridae.